Molecule: messenger RNA, 1134 nt
Organism: Pecten maximus
Lineage: Eukaryota; Metazoa; Mollusca; Bivalvia; Pectinida; Pectinidae
Exons: 8
Coding region: 41-931 (296 amino acids)
Source: RefSeq, a predicted model, not a curated record
ACAGCAUCACGACGAUUCUGUCUGAAAGCUGCUUUUUAUAAUGUCUCAUAAAAAUACGAUGUCACCAACAAUUAUCGACGAAAUGAACGAGGAAAAACUGCAUGAACUUUGCGAAAAUUUGGAGAAGUACCAGAGCUACUGUCAUUCACUGUGCGAGUACGUGAACAACCCUGUCACUUCCAUCAAUGGCAGUUCUGUCCCCUUCUACAUACUCCAGCAAUUCGCGUACGACCAGGAGAAAUUGGCCAACAUCAAGAAUCCAGAAAUGACUAAAUUUGUUGCCGCCAUAGCCGACACUGCCUGUCUCCUAGGAACUGUUCCGUAUCCCCCCGGUGGAUUAUAUGAAGUGUCCAUGACAAAACCUUCCAUAAUAUUGAACGACAAGACGAUAGCCAAUUUGGCUCAGGAAAGGGAUCACAAUAAACAGCAAAUACGAGUUGCCAUAGAAAAUCACGUGACUAGCUCGGUGAGGAGUUUGUUAAAGGCAAACGAAGGAUUCUUCAGGGCAUGUACCAAACGACAAGGGUUGAAUACACGAUAUGUUUGGACAAAGGUUAACAGCAUCAACGUCUCCGUGAUAGCCGAGGAUGUGAUUUCACGUGCGUCAAAAAGAAAAUUCAAGGUACUUGGAAGCUCCGAUCUGAAGAAAGCGGCAAACUGGCUCAGUCCUAAAAUCAAGAGAAAGGCGUGCUUUCCACCAGGUGGUUUGUGUUUCUCUAAGAACCGAAGUGGGUUCCGGUUUAAGAUUUCCGGAAGAACAGACGCCGCGAAACCCUUGCCUGGUUUCUUUGACACACGAUCAGAUCUGCGCGUGAAGUGCAAGAUGGGGUUGCUGCACGGUACAGUCGGGUUCGGCUGGAUCCGGAAGUCAGCCUUGAGCAAGGAGAAAACUUGGGGCAUGUUUGUUCAUCCUCCUACAUACGGGUUCUGAUUCUCCAACACGCAAUCAUGGAUUUUUCACGAAAAUUUUGGCAAAAAAUGUUGUUAUUUGUGGAUUUCUUUGACGGAGAGAACUUUGCUAUCAGUAUCAAUGAAUCAAAUUGGCAUAUCAGUGAAAAUCAUGGACACUGUUAUUGGACUUUUUAUUAUGCUGCUAACUGUGAUAUUUUGACGUCAUUCAUUCAUUCAUUAUUC